GGGCCAUCGAAGAUUCACCCCCAAACCAUGCGAGAUUGCCGAUAUUCCCAUUAUUGAUUGUGUACGUGAUGGUCAUGUUUUCAUCUCAUCUGUUUAACACCUGCCAGGUAAUCAUCAGCCACUCCCAUUAUGACCAUCUUUCGUAUCCCACCAUCCUUGAAAUCCACAGACGGCAUCCAUUAGUCCAGUUCUGCGUCCCCAAGGGCCUGAAGGAAUGGUUUGCGCGCUGUGGCAUCCUGAACGCCGUUGAACUGGACUGGUGGGAGGACAUUGACCUCACGCUGUCCAGUCCAUUGAACGAGGACAUUACGGCCAGAGUCUCGUGUCUUCCCUGCCAGCAUACAUCGGCCCGCCACCCGUUCAAUAAAGGAGUCACCUUGUGGGCUUCGUGGUCGGUCUCCUCAGGUGGCAAGUCCGUGUACUUUGCGGGCGACACGGGCUAUCGCACUGUCCCCCAUUUGCCUCGCGGAGUGGACGACUGGGGGCCGGAGUUUGCUCAUCUCCCCGUCUGUCCAGCCUUUAAACAGACCGGCGAUCUACGAGGGCCCUUUGACCUGGGGUUAAUUCCAAUCGGAGCGUAUAUGCCCCGCCAUGUGUUGAGCCCGAUACAUUCCAAUCCGUACGACUCUGUCGAGAUCUUCAAGGACACCAGGUGUAAGAAGGCAAUGGGGAUCCACUGGGGGACGUGGGCAGUGGCCGAAGACAAUGUCCUCGAGCCGCCGCAGUUGCUCAGAAAGGCGCUGGCAAAAAGUGGACUGGCCGAGGCGGGAGUGUUUGAUGUUUGCGACAUUGGUGAGAGCAGAGAGUUUUGAUAAGUUGGACAGAAUAGAGAUUAGUGACUCUAUUUAUACUAUUUAUACCUAUAGCUGCCUUUCUUUAUUGUUGUGCUUCUUAUCUUGGAAAGGAGCAAUCUUAGCCUUUUAGAAAUUGGUAGACUAAAGGUCUUAUCUAUAGUUUAAAAUGAUUCCUAGAAGUACC
Molecule: messenger RNA, 978 nt
Organism: Penicilliopsis zonata CBS 506.65
Lineage: Eukaryota; Fungi; Ascomycota; Eurotiomycetes; Eurotiales; Aspergillaceae
Exons: 1
Coding region: 69-812 (247 amino acids)
Biological process (GO): N-acylphosphatidylethanolamine metabolic process; N-acylethanolamine metabolic process
Cellular component (GO): cytoplasm; membrane-bounded organelle
Molecular function (GO): N-acylphosphatidylethanolamine-specific phospholipase D activity; zinc ion binding
Source: RefSeq, a predicted model, not a curated record